AUGUCCACUUCCUCAACCUCAUCACGGAGCCGGACGCGGGCACUCCGUUCUCUAUCAGCGACCACACUGAGGCCCGCGAGGAAGAAAGCCCGGUUAUACAUCGCGCUCUACCCGCGUGGGGGAUCGUCGACGACAUCGUCGUUCCGCAACCAUUUCACCUGCGACUCGUACCACUGGUCUCUGGUGGUAGCGCCGCCAACGGCAUCGCGCAAGGACGUCGGCAGUACACGCUACCACGUCGCACAUGCCGGGCAACACACGGCCUCUGCUUCUUCCGCUUCAACUUCAGGCGGCGGUGACCAAUAUUUGUACGAGGAGCAAGAUAUCGCAUCUACGCCGGCCGCGCAGACGGGCCUGGUACGCAUCACCGUGGCCAAGGUCGUGGACGAGGCCCGACUGCGCGCUUUGCUCCGCGACAUCCCCGUGCCGCAGCAUGGUGGCGAUGAUCCGACCUUCAAUUGCCUGACGUGGGUGAGGGAGGCGUUUGUGAAAGCCAUCGAAGAUCCAAAGUGCGUCAAGAGUUAUCUCCAUGCCGAGGACUGGAAGGCCGUCGAGACCUGCGCUAGGACCUACUGUAAGCGGAAAAGAGACCUGGGCAGAUUUCACCACACCCCGGUUCAACCUGAAAAUGAUGAUGCCAACGCCGGCAUUGCGUUCCCUUGGAGCCACGAUGAUAUAAGUACCUUCAACUUCUGGGAGAAUCGCGAAACAACCGCUUGA
Molecule: messenger RNA, 720 nt
Organism: Exophiala dermatitidis NIH/UT8656
Lineage: Eukaryota; Fungi; Ascomycota; Eurotiomycetes; Chaetothyriales; Herpotrichiellaceae
Exons: 1
Coding region: 1-720 (239 amino acids)
Source: RefSeq, a predicted model, not a curated record